Messenger RNA from Phytophthora sojae, 393 nucleotides. RefSeq lists its product as hypothetical. The transcript has a single exon. Lineage: Eukaryota; Oomycota; Peronosporomycetes; Peronosporales; Peronosporaceae. The coding region runs from base 1 to 393 and encodes 130 amino acids. The record is from RefSeq and is a predicted model, not a curated record.
AUGAAGCAGCGGCAAAGUUCAGUCUUCAUCGACUCAACUUAUCGUUGGGUGCCUGCUCCAUUCUACCAGUUGGAGAUUGUGAUGCUCUACGAUUUGAUUUCGGAGCUCUUUUUGCCAAUUUGGUACGUCCUUACGACCGGGAAAACGGCUCAGGUGUACGAUCGCCCGUUUCACAACAUUUACGUCGGGGCAAGGCAGAAAAUCUUUCCAGCGCAUGUUGUGUGCGACUUCGAGUUCGCCAUGAUCACGUCUGUCCAGAACCAGUUUCCAGAAUCCCGAAUUGUUGGCUGCCUAUUUCACUCCAAGCAAGCGCUCCGUCGGAAGAUGAUGAAGUUGAAGAUCACGGAAGAUGAAGUGGACUUGACCAUGCGGGAGGGCUGCAUUGACCGCUGA